AAAGCAUCUUUUUUCUCUUACCGAUUUGACAUUGUGUUAGUUACAUAAAUCUUAUGAGAAGGGAAAAACCUAGAUCUGGAGUCUAUUGAUUACAUAUAUAUUUUAAACGCCGUUUACUUGUAUGAUUUGAUUUUCUUAUGAGACCUUCACGAUUUUCUCCCUACGGGACGUACUCUGGUGGUUUUUGUUUUUUGUUUUUUUGGGCGGGAAAAUGAUAAAUCGUUGAAUUUUAUCAUACAAACGUCUCUCCGUUGUGUGCUUCGAGGGGUACGUUAUCUCUUUUUUUAAUCACGAAAGAUAAUAUUAUCUUUUGAGAUUUUUACUUGCUUUCAUAGAAGAAGCCUAGUAUAUUCCAAUUUCCAAGUGUAGUAAAAGAAAAGAUUUUAUGACAUGUUAGGAUGUAAGAAAUUUCUUUCUAAUCCAAUAAAUUAUGCACCUUAAAGUACCAAGUUUACAGUUGUCUUCUCAUAACACUCAGAGCUGUUUACUUUAAGAUACACGUGAACAUCAUUCAAUAACUACCAGCCUUUAAAGUGUAUAUGCCAUUAUCUAGGCUUAAAAGUUACUGAUUCUAAAGACAGAGAGAAAACAGUUUGGGGUGCGCUACCUCAGACAGAGCUCUCUUGUGUUAGCCUUCCCCUCCGGAGAUGGGAGCAUUCUUCUAUUUUGAAAUCUUUCUAAGUAUCUUGGUCAGGUUGACUAUAAUAAGCCUAUACAAUACCAAAGUCAUAAAUGAGCUUACAGUUAGCUACUAUUGGAAGAACACUUGUGAAUAUGUCUCGGCGUUUGGAGAGGGAGGAUAUAAGUUAAGAAAGUAUAUUCUUGGGUAUGGUUUGGUGCACAUCGCUGCUGGAGAUUUACUUAGGGCAGAAGUCAAUAGUGGCAGCAAAAAUGGGAAGCUGGCGAAAGAGUACAUGGAGAAAGGACAAUUAGUCCCUAAUGAUAUAGUCGUGCUGAUGGUAAAGGAACGGCUGUUGCAACCUGAUUCUCAAGAGAAUGGUUGGCUCUUGGAUGGUUAUCCUAGGAGUUAUUCUCAAGCAAUUGCUCUUAAGGAACUUGGCUUUGAGCCUGAUCUUUUCAUUCUUCUUGAAGUCUCUGAAGAAAUUCUUGUCGAGAGAGUUGUUGGAAGAAGAUUAGAUCCCGUUACUGGUAAGAUAUAUCACUUGAAGUAUUCUCCUCCUGACACUGAAGAGGUUGCUGCUAGACUCACACAGCGGUUUGAUGACACUGAAGAAAAGGUGAGGUUAAGGUUGCAAACUCAUCACCAGAAUGUGGAGGAUGUUCUUUCAAUGUAUCAAGAUGUGACAGUUAAGGUAAAUGGAAAUGCUUCAAAGACCGAUGUAUUUGAUCAAAUAGAUAGACUGCUAAGAGGACUUAUAGAGCAACGGAAGGCUGCUAUAGAAUCUCUGGCUGCAUAGAUAACUCUGCAGCAUGGAUAGGUGAAGGUCCCUUUUAAGUAUUGUGAGAUUACAUUCUCAUAAAAUGGAAAUUUUGUUAUUAUUUAUUCUUUCUAUCGGUGGGUAGGGAAGAUAGCCCCUAUCUAUUAUUUUACAUUUUUAUUAUGGCUCUGUACAGAAGCAAUAAACGUAUGAAAAUAUCAUUAUGUAGUUAAGGGGUGGCUUGAGACGAGAAAAGCUUGUCCUACAUUUAUUUUCUACUUACUCUAUUCAGCAAUAUCAAUUGAAUGAUUGAAUGAAUUGAAAUUCCAAGGAAGAGUGAUA
Messenger RNA from Cucumis sativus (cucumber), 1721 nucleotides. Its product is annotated as adenylate kinase 2, chloroplastic. The record is from RefSeq and is a predicted model, not a curated record. NCBI's taxonomy places the organism in Eukaryota, Viridiplantae, Streptophyta, Magnoliopsida, Cucurbitales, Cucurbitaceae. The transcript has 6 exons. Gene Ontology annotation, cellular component: cytoplasm. Gene Ontology annotation, molecular function: AMP kinase activity; ATP binding; nucleoside diphosphate kinase activity. The coding region runs from base 648 to 1418 and encodes 256 amino acids. Gene Ontology annotation, biological process: nucleoside triphosphate biosynthetic process.